This is a messenger RNA of Symbiodinium sp. CCMP2592, 354 nucleotides long. The record is from the annotation of a GenBank genome assembly. Lineage: Eukaryota; Dinophyceae; Suessiales; Symbiodiniaceae.
AUGCCUGGCUUUUGCUGGACAGAGCUGCAGCGCAGAGACGUCCUCCUCAGCUUGACUCGGCUGAUGGUCGCACUUUGUCGCGGCGUGUCUGCUCCGCUGCUUGAGCGUGUCGCGUGCAGCCUGGAGUUCUUCUGCCAGGUCUUGGACGGAACUGUCGACCGAGAAAUGCUGCACCUGGCUCUACAAGGUCUUUGCAACCUGCUCGAAGCCUACCAGGACUCGGACGCUCGCUCAUGCGUGGCAGCACUUGUGAGCGCAGGCUUCAAUCUGAAGCAGGCAGCUUCGGUGUUCCAAGGAGGCGGUGCGGAGGCAGCGCUUCUUGCAAAGCUUCAAUCGUUGGGCUUUCAAGCCUAG